AUGGACAUAGAGAUUUGUCGGGAUGAAAUAAGGCUUCCAUGGAGUCCAUUCGGAGGCACACUGGCGAGCAUUCGCGGUGGUGCAACUGAUCAGUCCUAUCUUCACAAUGUCACUCUCAAAGUUAUCAACGCUUCCUCUGGAGCUGAACUGACUGUGACUCAAGCGUGGGUCAACGGUAGCCUCAAUGCGGACCGUUGGAUAGUCCUGAGCGACGACACUCGACUGAGCUAUACGGGGUUUACCCAGCAUGCUGGUGCAGCGAAAGCAGGGUCUUCUACCACGUACGUCUCUUCCAAAGCCGGCGACAAAGCAUCUAUGCGCUUCAAUGCUUCGACGUUUCUUAUCCACGGACCAUGCGGCCCUACAAAUGGUCUAAUAAAGGUGUCGAUCGACGGGCGCGAGUCGACGGUAAACACUUCGAAGCCUAUCGCAUCCAACGAUUGCCUACUAUUCCAGGCCUGGGGAUUUCCUGCCUUGAAAGAACACGAUUUACUUAUUGAGAACAUGGGCGGGAUGCUCGGAAUCGAUAGACUCGAGUUCUUUUGGCUCGACACGUUUGGUGAGAGGGGUUCAAGAUCGAAUGCGGACAAAAAGAACGUAACCAUCGGCGUUGGAAUUAUGAUCGGGAUUUUAUUAGUUGUGGCUGGGUUAACGAUUUAUUCCAAAAAUUCAAGCAAGAGGUUUGGUCGUGCUUGCAAAGUCUUUUGUUCGUGA
Rhizoctonia solani is the source of this 714-nucleotide messenger RNA. RefSeq lists its product as uncharacterized. Lineage: Eukaryota; Fungi; Basidiomycota; Agaricomycetes; Cantharellales; Ceratobasidiaceae. The coding region runs from base 1 to 714 and encodes 237 amino acids. The record is from RefSeq and is a predicted model, not a curated record. The transcript has 3 exons.